AUGGCAAUAGUGGACAACUGCUGCCAUUCUCGCUCUGCAAUUCUCAAGCCAUUUCCAAGUAUUCACGUCGGCCUUGAUGUGUGGCACUUUCUAAUGAGAUAUCUCAUUUGCAUCAUCGAUGGGACCAAAAAUCCUCUGCGGGCGGGAGUCGCCAGAGACAUUGUUGAUGCGAUCCUGAAGAUGACAGCAGACAAACACAGUCCAGCCACAUACUGGGAUCGGCACGAGCAAGAACGACGGAUGGAGGCCGUAUACGAGAAGUGGGCCAAGCAUGAGGGCAUGUGGACGGCAGCCGCCGCAAAGGUUCAUUUGGACCAGCUUACCCAUGUGCGCAAAGGAUGCCUCACGCGUCCACGUCAGGAUGUGCGAGCAGAUGGUAGCCACAUUGAGGGGUCCCACAAAGGGUGGAACAGCCUGCAGCGGAACCACGCCAGCAGGAUCAUCGUACUGCACACGUUGUGCCAUGACUUUGUGUUGCGGCAGAAUAUCCGAGUCACCUACAGGAACGAUCAGCGAACGACGGGCGAUUUUCUUCAAAUAACAUUCAGCUCUCAUCACGUUCGACUGGUGGACACCGUCGCGAAGUUUUGGAAUGCACUACUUACUGGCGAUGACAUUGGGGCCCUUCCCGCAGGUCUUCACAAGGCUCCCGAGCUUGAGGUGGUCUCCAGCGGCGAGACUUUUGGUCUUGUGAAUGCAAAGAGCGCUAUGGACUAUCACAACCUGCUCGAGAUCAAAGAGGAACCCGAUGAACUGAUCGAUCUGUCCUUGCAGGAUGAAUUGACUGCUGAGUCUAUUUUGCGGGAGCUUGACAUCAACCCCGCCCUCCUCCAGGAACCUGCAGCACAUGGCAAACGGCCCACCAGUGCACUGAGCAUCCCCUCGGCGAGUGGUGCACCUCGGGAACUUCCGACUACCGUCGAUCUGACGGACGAUGCAGCCGGUUCAAGUUCUCUACAGCUGGUCCGAACGGACGUGGCAUUCACUACAUUGCUGGAGUCUUCGAGCCCAUGGGUGAUGACUGCUUCCUCCGGUCAGACGGCCAUCGAAUUUUCUUCACUGCAUCGCGCCGUCAAAAUUUCUCUGUCGCGAUGGGCCAGUGACUUGGCGGCGACUGACUGUGAUGCAGUCAACCCACAGGUUAUACUUUUGGAGGGCACACCUUCAGAGACAGCGACUGUCAAUAGUGUCGAGACCUCCCAGAAAGCGGAGCAAAAGCAGCGUGAGGUCGACUGUUUACCCAUACGUAUCGGCCCCUCAAACUCCAGUCUGUUCAAGCGGAAAGCAGAUGCCGAGCUGUCUCACCCCACGGCGGCUGUGGCUCAAUCCAAUACAGCGGAAGUCCUGCCUGACAGUGCGGCAGCCAGCAAGAGGUUGAAGCUGAGUGCAGAAGGGUGGAAUUCCUCAUAUGUGUCCUCAAAGUCAGCAUUACAUUGUUCCAGUGCAGGUGCAGGUCCGAGUCGGCCGAAGGCCAUAUCCUCCAGUAUGAGCGACUUUUUCGCAGUCCGCACUCCAAGGGCGACCUCCAGCAUGCUGUCUGGAAAACGCUGUCUUCCCACUGGUGCGUCUGAGGCUGUGCUGAAGACUCAGUCCGCUCUCGCGCUCACGCUCGCACUUCCGGCGCUCAACAUCUCAGGUCUGACGGCAUCACAGCGCGUCUUCUCAAUCUCGACCGGUAUCCACAUCUUAUCACUUACAAUUUUGACUGACAACGAGUUCUACCUAUUCAUGAACCUGCGGAGUGAGUUCCAGUGGGUUUCCUACAACAUGACGCCGCAGAAAUGGGUCGUUGCCGCCAAUGACUACAACGUCCGGCUUGAGGCACUCAAUGGAGCGAAGGGGAAGAACACGAUCCGCAAGACUCCACGCGCUCUGAUGGAGAAGUUGGGCGAAAUUGAACCCAAGAUACUCACCUGCCUGUCGUCAGGAAAAUUCACUUGUGCAUAA
Messenger RNA from Sparassis crispa, 1947 nucleotides. RefSeq lists its product as hypothetical. The coding region runs from base 1 to 1947 and encodes 648 amino acids. The transcript is spliced from 5 exons. The record is from RefSeq and is a predicted model, not a curated record. NCBI's taxonomy places the organism in Eukaryota, Fungi, Basidiomycota, Agaricomycetes, Polyporales, Sparassidaceae.